AUGGCAGAGGCGGCUGUAGAUCUUGAGAAAUAUCAGCUUGUUCUUCUGAUCGUAGGAUCUACAGUCUGUGUAGUCGUCACGUGGCUGAUUGUAGACUUUUGUUUAUACCGCCGUGACAGACGAGCAAAACGGCAGAAAAAUGACGAUCUCUUGGAUUCACUUCCCAAUAAAACACGCAUGCUCAUUCCCUACACCAAAGAUUCGUCAAUACCUACCACUACUCAGGUGGCUGUUCCGAAGAGACGGACAAGUUUUAGAAAAUUUCUAAAUUUUUUCAGUAUUAAAAAGAUUGAAGAGAACGAGAAUGAAACAAUAGAAGAGGGGAAACGAUCAAAAAGCCUUGAUGAGGAUAGCCCCAAUGAGAAACCGUUACUCCGGCGCUUUACUGAAAUAUUUUCCAACAAAGUGUCCAAUUUAAAUGAUUCCAAGGUAUCCUCUAAGGAGGACCAUAAGGAUACUUGUUUAUCGUCCGACAGAGAAAACGUGGAAAGUGCAGACAGCGGAAAUUUUUCAGAGGGCAGAAGAGAUGGAGAAACAAAGUGGAAUAGUGACUUGUAUGAAGCAGAUGGAGGAAAAUACGAUACUGGCUUCAAUGAUUUUGAGGAGGAGGGUAUGAGAGUGCUGCCACAAAAGAAGAAAUCAAAAAAGAAGAAAAAUGAAAAUCCCAAAAAGACAUUUUCUCUACUACAUCACAGAUAUAUCUGA
Molecule: messenger RNA, 705 nt
Organism: Ostrea edulis (European flat oyster)
Lineage: Eukaryota; Metazoa; Mollusca; Bivalvia; Ostreida; Ostreidae
Exons: 2
Coding region: 1-705 (234 amino acids)
Source: RefSeq, a predicted model, not a curated record